UUGUUAAAAACUAACCGUAUUCGAUUUAAAGCAGCGUAGAUAGUAGUUCUCCGCUAUGGUGCGAAUUAUUUUAACUAGUUUAGUUUUGGUGGCGUCGCUCACAGGGUGUUGGGGGCUAGGAUUCGGUACCCCUUCACCAAAUAAGUGGCCCCUAAGGGUUUUUGAAGCUGACGACUACCUUAGAAAUCACUCGCAAAUUUUUAUCCCAAGAAGGGUGAUCAACGUUGGCGAAGAUAUCUAUUCUGCCAUUGGAUAUGCAUUGGCAAACAUGAUUAUGAUUAACGGACCGGACGGUAUCGUUAUCAUUGACACAACUGAAACUAUGAUCGAUUCGUGGACAGCAUAUGAAGACUUACGGAACGAAAUUGACGACUGGACAAAGCCAUUAGUUGCAAUUAUACUAACGCAUUUCCAUACAGACCAUUACGUCGGUACUUUUCGGCUACUUGAGCAUGCAGAGACACAAGGCUGGAAUGUCCGGAUAUUCACACACGAAACAACACUUGACGAAAUGGCUAGAUCAAGUGUUUUUAAGUUAUAUGCGAGCCGAAGAGGUACACGUCAGUUUGGCGAUGCACUUGUACUUGGAGAAGAACUGCUCAACGCCGGUAUAGGAUUGGAGUCGAAGCACAACGACACAAUUGUGAACGACACUUUAGUUCCAACUGACACUUAUAGAGAUAAUACCACAGUACAACUUGCUGGUCUCGAAUUUGAACUCAUGCGCACGAAAGGAGAAACGGACGACCAAACGUCUAUCUGGAUACCGAGCAAACGGGCUCUGUUUUGUGGUGACAAUCUUUACGAAGCUUUUCCAAAUCUUUAUGCUAUCAGAGGCAACCCGAACCGGUACGCUAAGGCUUGGUAUGAGAGCCUGGACAAAGUAAGAGCUUUAGGAGCAGAGUAUUUGAUACCUUCACAUACGGAGCCGGUGAUAGGUGCCGCAAAAAUUGAUGCGCUCUUUACAAACUACAGAAACGGUAUUAAGUUUGUUUUUGACCAAACUAUAAGGUAUAUGAAUUUGAACUACGAGCCUGAUGAUAUAGUUAUGCAGGUUAAAUUGCCGCCGGCCUUAGCCUAUCACCCUUACUUGUUGGAGUUUUAUGGCUCUGUAGAUUGGUCAAUUCGCAGCAUAUAUCAAGGUCUGAUUGGUUGGUUUGACGGUGACGCGGCAAGCCUGAACCCGCUGACAAAAAAACAGCGUGCUCAUAAAAUUAUGAACAUCGCCACGCUGCCUGCGAUGUAUGAAAGCGCCAAAGCGAGCUACGACAGAUCCAAUGCACAUCUAGCGUCCAGUGGUUUUCCAAUUAAUGAGGAGCUUCAGUGGGCGCUGGAAUUGACAACAAUGAUAUUAGACACUAAAAGAACUGAGAAUGACUUGUACCCUGUCGCAAGACAGCUUAAAAUCGACGUUUUGAGGGCGCUAGCAGUUUCCCAGAUCAGUGCAACGGGCAGGAACUUCUACUUCACAGUAGCUCUUGAAAUGGAACAAAAUAUUAACAGUUUUUACGGUGCAGACUAUAUAAAGCAGACUUUAUUGCUUUCAACUGCUGACCAAUUACUACCACAGUACGCUUUACGUUUUAAUGCGGAAGCUUGUGACCCUACAGCACCAAUGUCCGUGGUACUGAGCUUUACUGACAUAAACAGAAAGUACAAAAUCAAAAUCAGAAACUGCGUCGCAAAUCUCAUCAGUGAAGAUUUGACAAGUCACAGCGAGUGUGACGUCACAGCCAGUAUGACGUGGGUGCUAUGGAGAUCUAUUGUAGUAGGGGACGAAACAAUUAUUGAGUCUUAUGGAAAAGGAGAGAUCUAUCUUGAUGGUGAUGAACCAUGGUGGAAACUCUUGGCAACUUUAGAAAAGUUUUUAUCUCUAAUGGACCGUUCCGAUUUUCUGACAGCCCAAUAAUAUAAGCUAUUUACAAUCUUACUCCUUUGCUGUAUUUCGUGUCUUCGGUGUUGUGAUUAUAGUUAGGGUUGGGGGAAGAUGGGACACCUUCAGCACAUAUUAAAUAUCCUAAUCGUUUUUUAAAGAAUUACCAAUGGUCUAUAAAAGCUGUGCAGAUACGGUUUUAUAAUUCUUUGAACGUUCUUUGAUUAUUACUAAUAAGACGAGAGAAUAGAACAAAAAAGUGUCCGAUCUUCCCCCACCCUAUACUGUACAACUACGGUGUAUAAAGCACAUUUACAAUUAACCCUUAACCAAUAACUAAACAACUAAAAAAGUUAAUAAAUAAACAUUCAAGAAUUG
Molecule: messenger RNA, 2251 nt
Organism: Ciona intestinalis (vase tunicate)
Lineage: Eukaryota; Metazoa; Chordata; Ascidiacea; Phlebobranchia; Cionidae
Product: linear primary-alkylsulfatase-like
Biological process (GO): dodecyl sulfate metabolic process
Molecular function (GO): linear primary-alkylsulfatase activity; protein dimerization activity
Source: RefSeq, a predicted model, not a curated record